Molecule: messenger RNA, 745 nt
Organism: Zymoseptoria tritici IPO323
Lineage: Eukaryota; Fungi; Ascomycota; Dothideomycetes; Mycosphaerellales; Mycosphaerellaceae
Exons: 2
Coding region: 4-498 (164 amino acids)
Source: RefSeq, a predicted model, not a curated record
AAAAUGCUCGCCACGGUCCUCUUCGCAGUCGGCGUUGCCGCUAUGGCUCUGGAACCAGCUCACAUAGAUCCCGCUCCCAAACCAAUAAAGUCCAAGGACUGCGAGACCAUAUGCGCGGACUACAUCAAUGACUGUGGGCAGAUGUACGGCGGCUGCUUCGAAAACUGCCCAGGCGAGCCCUGGCCGACCUUCGACCCGCCACCCUGCCCCUCACCAACAACCACACCCGCCUGCAAUUUCAUCUGCGUCGACCUGAUCAACGAAUGCGGUCAAUGGUACGGCGGCUGCUACGACGACUGCAAGCCUCGGCCAACUUACACUCCGCCUCCAUGCUCCUACUCUACAAUUCCGCCUCCGGCUUCCACGUCGUCUGCGGCGUGUACGACUGUGUGUGCGGAUUAUGUGAACGAGUGUGGUAUCUGGUAUGGAGGUUGUUAUAAUCCUUGCGAGCCUAAGCCAGCAUUUACUCCGCCGCCUUGCCCGUCGAAGAAAGCUUAGGCGUUGGAGGAUGCGAUGGGUGGGACGUGUCAGGCUUUCGAAAGAUUGCGACAGUUGGGACGUUACGAGCAACGGCUACCCCCUUGGUCAUGAGUCGAGGCCGACGGGAACGAGCAAAGACAGCAAUUUACGAGGUACUGAAGCGGCGGAGUUGAGAGUAUUCAAGAGAGAAUUGUUUGUCAUUGCGUGUUUGUAUAUCUUCUCUAUUAUGCGAGCUCAUAGCACAGCCAGCACAGAACUUCCCCUG